AUGGAUCACGACGACGAUUUGUCCGACAUGGUAUUCACCCCUCCGCUUUCCACCCGGUCGGGGAGUCGAGCCUCGCGGCGAGCGAACCAUUCACCGCAGGAGACUGUGCGACAGUUCUGGGAUCUAUUCAACACCAAGUUUCCGGGGAAGGUGUACACCGUGUUACCGAACAAUCCGUACGCACGCACCAAGGCUGCCAAGGUCCCCAAGGGGGUGAUCCGGGGACAGGAUGCAAGCAAGUCGUACGAGCAGGUCCGCAAGGAAUGCCAGCGGACUGUUGAUCGCAUCGUCAACGAAUGCAGACGAUUGAACCACAAGUACACAGACCCUCAUUUCGACAUCGAAGUGGAUCUCAAGUCUGGAAGACGGCAUUACCUGGAUGGACUGGAGGAUAAAAACAUGGAGAUGCGCCCGAAGGGAGUAAAACGAGUCACUGAAAUCUUCGAGAAGCCCCAAUUCUAUGUCAAUGGACCUACUGCUUCCGAUGUCCGGCAGGGCCGAGACGGAGAUUGCUGGUUCAUGGCUGCUUUAUGUACCAUGGGCAACAAGCAGGGCUUGAUCGAGAAGAUUUGUGUCGCUCGCGAUGAAAAGGUUGGCGUUUAUGGGUUCGUGUUCUAUCGAGAUGGUGAAUGGCAGCAAUGCAUUGUGGAUGAUAAACUAUACCUAAGAGCAGCAGACUAUGAUGAAUCGAUUGAUGAGCGACCCAUCUGGGACGACAUCAAUCGGAAAGACACCGAGGAAGAGUAUCGCAAAGUCUGGCAGACAGGAUCUCGAGCGUUAUACUUCGCGCAGUGUGUGGACGAGAACGAGACUUGGCUCCCGCUGCUUGAGAAAGCCUAUGCAAAGGCACACGGUGACUACUCUGCCAUUGAAGGCGGGUUUGUAGGAGAAGCAAUUGAGGAUCUCACUGGUGGCGUUACUUCCGACAUACUAUCCAGUAAUAUUCUGGACAAGGACAGGUUCUGGGAAGAGGAGCUCAUGAAAGUCAACAAAGAAUUCCUAUUCGGCUGCGCCACUGGAUUGUUCUCCAACUGGCUGGACCCGAAAUACCAAGGACCUCCAAGAGACAGAAAGGGCAUCUCGGAGAAUCACUCUUACUCAAUUAUGGAUGCGAAGGAGAUUGAUGGCCACCGACUAGUUCGAUUAAGAAACCCGUGGGGUAAAAAGGAAUGGAAUGGUGCCUGGGGCGACGGUUCGGAGCAAUGGACACCCCAGUGGAUGGAAAAGCUGGGCCAUAAGUUUGGAAAUGAUGGGUUCUUCUGGAUAUCCUACAACGACCUGCUUAAAAAGUACCAGCAUUUUGAUCGAACCCGCCUUUUCGGUCCCGAGUGGACUGUCACGCAGCAAUGGACCACGUUGAAUGUCCCAUGGUCUGCCGAUUACCAUAGCACCAAAUUCGUGGUCAACGUGACGAAGGACGGUCCGGCGGUCCUCGUUCUCUCCCAGCUUGACUCGCGCUACUUCAAAGGCCUUGCCGGAGAAUACGACUUCAAACUGAAAUUCCGGAUCCAGAAAGAAGGCGAAGACGACUACAUGGUUCGCAGCAACUGUAGCUACGUGAUGACUCGAUCGGUGAACGCGGAGGUGGAGCUGAGUCCCGGACGCUACCACAUCUUGAUGAAGGUUACUGCCUACAGAUGCAGCGACAUGGCCACAGAGGACGUGGUCAGCCGGGUGGCGCCAGUGGAGAGAGAAAAGCUGGUUCAAAUCGGACUUUCUUACGACCUCGCUCAUGCCAAGGGUCUGGUGUUUGAGUCUGAGAAAGAAAAGCGAGCUCGUGAAGACCGCGAAGCACGCCGUAAGGCAGCAGAAAGGCGCAAGCUGCGGAAGCAGACCAAGCGAAGAUUGCAGAAGGAAUGGAUCCGCGAGCGCAAGAUAGAAGGCCGAAGGCAGAGAAAAGCAGAACGUCUUACUGCAAAAAGCUCUGUCGAGUCUAUUCACCGAUCAGACUUGAGCCGCAGCAGCGUGCAAAUCCUUGCUGAUGGACCGGUUCAGUCACCGCUAGAUAUGGACUACAGCCCCGGCAUUGGGCUGGAUAUGAAGCACGCCGGCAACAGCAACGGCAGCGUUCCCACCAUCCAAUGCAACGGCGUCCAUGUUUCCGAAUACCACAUGACUAGCAAAAAGGACUCUGCGCGCUCGAGUCUUGACACGCUACAUUCGCCAUCGUUCGCGCAGCAGCACUUCAAUCAGCAAGAGAUGGAACUGUUGGAUGGGUUCGAGUUUGACUCGGACCUCGACAUGCCUCCAGAGGAAGCGACCGAGCCAAGAGCCUGCCAGCUGUCCCCGAGAAGCUGCACGGAGGAUAGCAAUAUCGACACAUGGAACGCCGUGUGUGUUGUCGGAUUGCGAGUGUACUCCAAGGACGCACAGCUGUCUCUGGAGGUUAUGCGUCCUGUGCCAGAGGAUGAGUCGGAGGCCGCGCUUGACAUGGAUGACCCGGCCGCGAGUGCAGCUUGCGAGAAGGGACCAUUUGGGCGGAAUGCGAUGUUCUUUUAA
Molecule: messenger RNA, 2499 nt
Organism: Aspergillus steynii IBT 23096
Lineage: Eukaryota; Fungi; Ascomycota; Eurotiomycetes; Eurotiales; Aspergillaceae
Product: calpain-like protein
Exons: 7
Coding region: 1-2499 (832 amino acids)
Biological process (GO): proteolysis
Cellular component (GO): cytoplasm
Molecular function (GO): calcium-dependent cysteine-type endopeptidase activity
Source: RefSeq, a predicted model, not a curated record